Molecule: messenger RNA, 3273 nt
Organism: Thermothelomyces thermophilus ATCC 42464
Lineage: Eukaryota; Fungi; Ascomycota; Sordariomycetes; Sordariales; Chaetomiaceae
Product: glycosyltransferase family 2 protein
Exons: 3
Coding region: 1-2727 (908 amino acids)
Cellular component (GO): cell periphery; cell septum
Molecular function (GO): chitin synthase activity
Source: RefSeq, a predicted model, not a curated record
AUGGCAUACCACAGCCAGGGAGAUGGCUACGAGGGCCACCCGAUGCAGGAUCUCCCGGCGCAUCACGGCCAGCACGAAGAUGACUCGCAUGCCGCGCUCCUCAACCAGAAUCAGGCGUACGACCAGGACCGCCUGGGCGCCCACACCCCGCCGGUGCGCCCCGUGUCGGCGUAUAGCCUGACAGAGUCGUACGCUCCGGGCGCCCAACUAACACGGCCCGGCAUCGGUGCCACAUCCACCCCUCCCCCCCACGGCGGCACAGAGUAUGGCGGCGCGUCGGGCUACUACCCGCCGCAGUUCUCGGCCGAUCCGGCAUACAGAAUGUCCUCGGUGGACUCGGACGAGAGCUGGGUCCGCCGGCAGCAGCCCAACGUCGCGCCCACCGGCGGUCUCAAGCGCUACGCCACCAGAAAGGUCAAGCUCGUCCAGGGCUCCGUCUUGAGCAUCGACUACCCCGUCCCCAGCGCUAUCCGGAAUGCCGUGCAGCCCCGGUACCGCGACGAGGAGGGCAACAACGAGGAGUUCUUGAAGAUGCGCUACACGGCGGCCACCUGCGACCCUAACGACUUCACUCUCAAGAACGGCUACGACCUGCGCCCGCGCAUGUACAACCGGCAUACCGAGCUCCUCAUCGCCAUCACCUACUACAACGAAGACAAGGUCCUGCUGGCGAGAACACUGCACAGCGUCAUGCAGAACAUCAGGGAUAUUGUGAACCUCAAGAAGUCGUCGUUCUGGAACCGCGGCGGCCCGGCAUGGCAAAAGAUCGUCGUCUGCUUGGUCUUCGACGGUAUCGAGAAGGCGGACAAGAACGUGCUCGAUGUGUUGGCCACCAUCGGCGUCUACCAGGACGGCGUGGUCAAGAAGGACGUCGACGGCAAGGAGACGGUCGCCCACAUCUUCGAGUACACCACGCAGCUCUCCGUCACGCCCAACCAGCAGCUCAUCCGCCCGGUCGACGACGGGCCGAACACGCUGCCCCCCGUCCAGUUCAUCUUCUGCCUGAAGCAGCGGAACAGCAAGAAGAUCAACUCGCAUCGCUGGCUGUUCAACGCUUUCGGCCGGAUCCUGAACCCCGAGGUCUGCAUCCUGCUCGACGCCGGCACGAAGCCGAGCCCCAAGUCUCUGCUCGCCCUCUGGGAGGGCUUCUACAACGACAAGGAUCUCGGCGGCGCCUGCGGUGAGAUCCACGCCAUGUUGGGCAAGGGCGGCAAGAAGCUGCUCAACCCGCUGGUGGCGGUGCAGAACUUUGAGUACAAGAUCUCCAACAUCCUGGACAAGCCGCUCGAGAGCGCCUUCGGCUACGUCAGCGUCUUGCCGGGCGCCUUCUCGGCGUACCGGUUCCGGGCCAUCAUGGGCCGUCCCCUGGAGCAGUACUUCCACGGCGACCACACGCUCUCCAAGAUCCUGGGCAAGAAGGGUAUCGAGGGCAUGAACAUCUUCAAGAAGAACAUGUUCUUAGCCGAGGACCGUAUCCUCUGCUUCGAGCUAGUCGCCAAGGCGGGCCAGAAGUGGCACCUGAGCUACAUCAAGGCGGCCAAGGGCGAGACCGACGUGCCCGAGGGCGCGCCCGAGUUCAUCAGCCAGCGCCGUCGCUGGCUGAACGGCUCGUUCGCCGCCAGCUUGUACUCGCUGAUGCACUUUGGGCGCAUGUACAAGAGCGGCCACAACAUCGUCCGCAUGUUCUUCUUCCACAUCCAGCUCAUCUACAACAUCCUCAACGUCAUCUUCACCUGGUUCUCCCUGUCCUCGUACUGGCUCACGACGAGCGUCAUCAUGGACCUCGUCGGCACCCCGGUCCCCGCCUCGGAAACGUCGUCGGAACACCACGCCUGGCCGUUUGGCGACUCGGCCACGCCCUUCAUCAACGCGGUCCUCAAGUACAUCUAUCUGGCAUUCGUCAUCCUGCAGUUCAUCCUGGCGCUCGGUAACCGGCCCAAGGGCUCCAAGUGGACCUACAUCACCUCGUACAUUGUCUUUGCCAUCAUCCAGGGCUACAUCAUCGUCCUCUCGGCGUACCUGGUGGCCCAGGCGUUCAAGACGCCGUUGAGCGAGCAGAUCCAGGUGGACAGCGCCGAGAACGCGCUCAAGUCGCUGUUUGGCGGCACGGGCGCGGCCGGCGUCAUCCUGGUCGCCCUCAUCACCAUCUACGGCCUCUACUUCCUGGCCUCCUUCAUGUACCUGGAUCCGUGGCACAUGUUCCACUCGUACCCGCACUACAUGCUGCUCAUGUCGACCUACAUCAACAUCCUGAUGGUGUACGCCUUCAACAACUGGCACGACGUGUCGUGGGGUACCAAGGGAGCCGACAAGAACGACGCGCUCCCGUCGGCGCAGGUCAGCAAGGGCGAGAAGGACGAGGUGGUUGUGGAGGAGAUCGACAAGCCUCAGGAAGAUAUCGACCAGAUGUUCGAGCAGACGGUCCGCCGCGCCCUCGCGCCCUUCAAGGAGGAGGAGAAGCCCGAGCCCAAGGACCUCGAGGAUUCGUACAAGUCCUUCCGGACCAUGCUCGUCGUCUCCUGGCUCUUCUCGAACUGUCUGCUCGCGGUCGUCAUCACCAGCGACAACUUUAACUCGUUCGGCAUCGGGCAUUCCGCGACCAAGCGCACCGCCUGGUUCUUCAAGUUCCUGCUGUUCGCCACGGCCGCCCUCUCGAUCGUCCGCUUCAUCGGCUUCCUGUGGUUCCUCGGCCGUACCGGUAUCAUGUGCUGCUUCGCCCGCCGUUAAGCGCACGCGGGCGCGAGGCCAUAUCAAGCAAAAUAUGCAGGCGCCCCUCCUCCCUUGUCUCUCGGCAACCGUUGGCCGGUCGGUGCUGUGUUGAUCAGGAGACCGGGCAUGGGAUCGAGAGAGGAAAGAGAGAAAGAGAGAAGUCUUUUACGGUCCGCGGGCGAGCUCUCUCCAAAAUUCUUCAUUACAGUAUUUUUAUUCUGCCGUGUUGGGAUAUUGUCUUGCGUGCGUGUGCGAGAGAGAAAUUCAAAAAAAGAUAUCUGGGCAUCUACUUUUGGGGGGGGCGUUGUUCUUUUCAGCUCGUCUGCCGUUGGCUCUGAUGUUGGGGGUAAAUGCCUGUUUUGCUACUCUGUAGAUGAAGCCUUUGGAUCAGUAAUGAAGAUCGGAUAAUUUUGACUGAUAUCAAAGGCUGUUUGGUAGAGUAGGUGCGGCACGCAGGAACGUGCAGGCGCCAACUACUUGUACGCAGUUAAGUACGCAGUAGUUAACUGCAAGCAAAGGUCUGCUGCACCUUUGUUCUCGAAUACGAUUGCUGAUGCCAAACCU